AUGGAUUCAGCAAGGCCUGAAAUGCAGCUUGCCGAUAGACUUGGUCCACUGCAAAUUGUUCACCCACCUCCUCCAAAUGAGCAGGAUUGGGUGCUCACAAGUGGAAACGAAUCCCUUGUUGACAAUGUGCUGUCGAUAUCGCUGAAAUUCGGUGGCCGACUGGUUUCAAUGGGUUAUUUUGUUCGUCAACGUCAAGUCGUAUAUUACGCAAUUAUGCACAAGUAUACCGGACCGGUUUUCAUCAAACCCAGUCCGAUGACGUACGAUGAGCUCAUGAUUGCUGUGAAGGAAAACAAGAAGAGAGAUCUAGUUCUAACACAGAUCUGUGGUCAAGAGGAGAAAGGACGAACCACCUUCACCACCUAUUGGGAAGAAAUUCCGGACACUGACUACGAAGUGUGGUUUCCUGGAUCUGACAAUGCGACUUCACAGCGGCUGAAGUUUGAACGCGAUGGCCUUCGGCUGGCAUAUCUAUGCGGGUACUCAGAAAACGGGAGAGGAAGGUAUGUGGGAGUUUGGCAAACGCGACGAUCAGAUCCAGUGCACUAUGAGGCCCAUUAUGGUCUUACUUUAGAUUCCUGCAUGCUUAGGAACAAACUGCUCACUUCUAAAGGAUACAUAGCGACUUUAUUCAACGUUCUCUGCACGGGUAUAUGGGAGCAACGAGAAGGUCGUAAGAGUUUCAUUAUUAUCGGUGAGGAUCUCAAACAGAUGUACAGCCAGUUCCAAAAUAAUCCAAAAUGCCUUCCGCGGCAAAUCUCACAUUUUGUGGACAGAAUGGGAGCAGUCAAAUAUGCCGUUCUAUGGAGUGACUUUCAUUCCAAUCGCUACCCUGAUGUAGAAGCUCUUUGGAGCAAAAGAGAAAUACCUGUCCGUUUUCUUCAAGGAUCACCGGACCUGCUGUCCGAGUCACAAAUGGAUUUUUUAAUUGAAAGAGUUGAACAUUUCAUGCGUGAACUCAAUAUACCUGGUCUAUCGAUCGCCAUUUCUAAAAGAGAGCAACUCAAAUUUGCGGCUGGUUUUGGCUACGCACAAGUACGUGAACAGGAAAUCGUUACUCCAAAUCAUCAGUUUCGGGUGGGCUCAGUAUCAAAACCAAUUACUGCUUGCGCGAUUUUGCUUCUUGUAGAUCAAGGAAAAGUCAAACUGGAUGACAAAUUAUUCGGACGCGAUUCGAUUUUCGGCAACAAGUUUGCUAAGCGAAAGUCUCACAAAAAAUACGUUACUGAUGUAACUGUUCGACAUUUACUGGAACACACUGCAGGAGGUUGGGAUAAUCUGCAGUCCGAUGCCGCAUGGAUCCAACCACAAAUGAGUACUGAAGAGUUAAUCGCAUAUGUUCUGGAGAAUGUGCCUCUAGAUCAUAAGCCCGGAACUAAAUGGAUUUACUCCAACUUUGGAUACCAGCUUUUGGGAUAUCUCGCCGAACAUUUAACUGGAAUGACGUACGAGGAUUUUGUGAAGAAGUCAAUUUUUGCUCCAUCAGGAGUUCAUGACAUCCAAGUUGCAGGGCCUAGCAUAAGUGAAAAAGCACCGCGCGAGGUCCUGUACUACAUGAGUGGGAAUAAUCUCGGUUUUGAUCCAUAUGAAAUGUUACCGUCGGAACGUAUUGGACCAUGGGGUGGAUGGAUUGCAAGUCCAAUACAGUUGCUUAUGUUUAUGUCACGAGUCGAUGGAUUCCCCCACAGGAGCGAUUUGUUGUCUACAGAGGCCAUCAAACAGUGUUCCACGCCCUCCUCCCCUUCGAACAAUACCUAUGGUCUCGGGUGGUCAUUGAACAUUAUGGGCUUCAAUGGUUGGCAACAUGAUGGUCGAAUGCCUGGCAGCGCUGCUAUGCUGGUUCGAUUGGAUAACGGGUUAGAGCUGGCAAUAACUGUAAACAAGGAAUAUUCCGAAAGAGAUUUCUUCCAUGAACUUGGCUAUGUUCUACAUCAUAUUGGUAACAACCACGAUUGGUGGAACGAUGACAAAGAUCUCUUCUAUCACCUCCAUAACUAG
Molecule: messenger RNA, 1998 nt
Organism: Haemonchus placei
Lineage: Eukaryota; Metazoa; Nematoda; Chromadorea; Rhabditida; Trichostrongylidae
Source: the annotation of a GenBank genome assembly